CUGAGGUCCAGCCAACUAGCCAACUCCCACAGUCUGUUCGGUCUCGUCUUACAGUUCGUGUGCUUCAGGAAUGGCCCGAGCGACGCAGCCCCUUCCUUGGCUGGCGGUGCUGGCUGCGCUGGGCGUGGCUCUGUGUGGCGGCGCCGCGGUGGACGACCCCUUCGCAGUGCCCGAGGGCCUGCUCAUCGGGGCGGGGGUGUCUGCCAUCCAGACGGAGGGAGCCUGGGACGAAGACGGCAAGGGCGAGAGUGCCGUGGACCACCUGCUGCACUCGGGCAAGCUCGCCGCCUUCGGACUCAACGACUCGCACCCGCACGACGUGGCGGCCGACUCGUACCACCGCUACAAGGAGGACGUCCAGGCCGCGGCCUCGCUGGGGCUCAAGCUCUACCGCUUCUCCAUCUCGUGGUCGCGAGUGCUGCCCGACGCCGUCACGAGGAACGAGAAGGGCGUGCAGUACUACCACGACCUCAUCGACGAGAUCCUCAAGCACGGCAUGACCCCCCUGGUGACGCUUUAUCACUUCGACCACCCUUGGAUACUAGAGGAGGAGUUCAAAGGUUGGCAGAGCGAGAAAAUGGUCAACUAUUUCAAGGACUUCGCUCGACUCGCCUUCACCGAGUACGCUAGCAAGGCCAAGCUCUGGAUAACCGUCAACGAGCCCAACAACUGGUGCACCUACUUCCCCAACCUGUUCCUGCUGGCCGGCAUGUACACGGCGGCCGACAUGGACCAGUACGCGUGCAUGCGUCACCUCAUCCUGGGCCACGCCGAGGCGUACCACAUCUUCAAGGACGCCGGCCACGAGGGCCAGGUGGGCUUCUCGGCGCUCCUUUACACCGCCCGCCCCAACUCCACCCGCAUCGAGGACGUGUACGCCGCGGACGCCUUCAACCAGGUCAACACCGGCGUCCUGCUUCACCCGGUCGUCUACGGCGACUACCCGGAGGUCGUGAAGGAGCUGGCCGGCAGCCUGAUGCAGCCGUUCAGUGAGGCCGAGAAAGAGCGCAUUAGAGGGACCUCGGACUUCCUCGCCUGCAACGUGUACUUCGGCAUGGUCGCGAGCUACACCACCGACGGCAACAGCCCCGCCAGCCAGAUACCCCUCAUCGGCCCGUUCUUGUCGGUCAUGCCCUUCGUGAACCCGGCGGUGGUUGGCACCGACUUCCUACACAUGAACACCAUGUUCAGCUUGGUCAAGCCCGACGCGAUACGGUCCGCAGUGCUGUGGGCCUGGAGCCAGUACAAGCUUCCGCUGGUCAUUUCCGAAAACGGCUUCGGUGACAUUUAUGGACUGGGCAAGAAGGAUCGCAUCCGAGGAGUUUAUCACAGUGCUUACCUGCGCUCGCUUGUAUCGACUAUGAAAGAGUUCGGCAUCAAGGUGAUCGGCUACUGCACUUGGAGUUUGAUCGACAGUUUCGAGUGGACUGCCGGAUACAGUCGCCCGUUCGGUCUGUUCCACGUGGACUACGAGGGAGGCAGCCUGGACCGUAGCCCGAAGGACUCGUCGCAGUUCUGGAUCGAAUUGGCCAAGACGGGGUCCGUUCCCCUGUGGGAGGAGGACCUGGCCUCGUCGGGUGCGAGGUCGGCAGCGUCUGCUACACUGCUGCUUCUGCUAGCGCUGCUAGCCUUCUGCUUCUGAUCUGUUUUCAUUUCGGAAAUGAGUGAACAUUUACAUUUUUUCCGGAGGCCUGUCAAGAGCGCGUUACCUUAAGCGUUUAUAAUCGUUGUUUCCGCAUCUCGUCAAGAGCUACGGAUUCAAAAGUUGUGCACGGGGUGGCUAUCAAUUAAUCAAUUUAAGACGGAGUCAUCCCUUUUUAUAAGUUAUCUGCCUGGCCGCUAAUGAGAUAAACGGAAAACGUUAAUUGCGCGAGUAGAAUGUCAGCGCGUCCUAAACCUAGAGGUUCAAACACUCUUAAAAUUAAAAGCACAUUGUCACAGUUCAGAAUAAAUGUUCAUAAUAAUUUUAAAUUUAAAAUAAAAAUA
Messenger RNA from Thrips palmi, 1986 nucleotides. RefSeq names its product myrosinase 1-like. Gene Ontology annotation, biological process: carbohydrate metabolic process. NCBI's taxonomy places the organism in Eukaryota, Metazoa, Arthropoda, Insecta, Thysanoptera, Thripidae. Gene Ontology annotation, molecular function: beta-glucosidase activity. The record is from RefSeq and is a predicted model, not a curated record. Bases 71 to 1642 code for a protein of 523 amino acids. The transcript has 11 exons.